Bursaphelenchus xylophilus (pine wood nematode) is the source of this 4142-nucleotide messenger RNA. Lineage: Eukaryota; Metazoa; Nematoda; Chromadorea; Rhabditida; Aphelenchoididae. The record is from the annotation of a GenBank genome assembly.
AUGACUUCACAUCCAGCCGACCUCGAGUCCGCGAUUAACAAGUACUUGGAUUGGGAAAAGGUGAUUCAAGAAUGAUUUUAUUCUUCUUUUCAUUCAGGUUAAUGCAUAAUAAUUUAAAUUAUUGGCAAAAAUUGUGUGUGUUUAGUUUUGAACCCUUGUUUUAGAACCCGGAGGCCCUGAAAGAGGCGAGAGAAUUCAUUUCCACCGAGUCUGAAGCCGUCCUUCGCAAAUACUUCCUCGGCGAUCCGCUCGCGUUCGGAACCGCCGGCGUGAGAUGUCGAAUGGCGCCCGGGUUCAGCGCCUUGAACCAUCUGACUGUGGUCCAGUUGUCGCAUGGAAUGGCGCAGUACAUCAAGCUUCAUGGAAAGAAUAAGCCCAAUUUCUCGGUCGUUAUCGGAUAUGAUGGAAGGUUCCGAUCCGCCGAUUUCGCCAAGGACGCCGCCAGUGUUUUCUUGAGGAACGGAAUCAAGGUUCACUUAUUUACCAAGGUAUGUGCGGAUGUCUUCAGGUAAUUAGAGCGGUUUUUGGCCAUGGACUGUGAAAAAUGUUGGUCGCCCGGAGAAAAGGGACUGUUGACUGUAUGUUUGAAUCUUGCGCGGAAAGGCAUUAUGCGGUCGAAAAUUCUUAUUUUUAUUUUACGUCCGAAAACAUGAAUGCUUUGUCUGAGAGCUACAACGGUUUGAAAUUUUAAUAUAAUCAUUUUUUUCGCUAAAAAAUCGGACUUGCUCUGGAAAAUUAUGGACAUAGUUUGUGGCAAAUUUCAUUAAAAUUCUUUUUUGAUAGGGCUGAAAAAAACCAAGGUAUAAUGGACGGUGAUUUUUAGGUGGUACCCACACCCGUGACUUCCUUCGCGACUCCAUUUCUCAAUUGUGAUGCCGGCCUUAUGAUCACUGCCUCCCACAACCCCAAGCCGGACAAUGGAUACAAGGCCUAUUGGGCCAACGGUGCUCAAAUUGUGUCCCCGAUCGACACGGACAUCUGCAAAAUCGCAUUCGAUGGUCAACCACCGAACCCGGACUAUUUUGACUGGUCCAUCACCUCCCAAGUGGAGAAUGCGGACUGGGUGUUGGAAGAAUACAUCAAGUCCGAGGGGAAGCUGGCCAAAUACCCGCAGAACAACGGUCAAACCCCGCUGAAAUUCACGUACUCCGCAUUCCAUGGAGUUGGGUACGAAAGCGCAAUGAAGAUGUUCAAGGCCUUUGGAUUCCCAGAUUCGGCGAUAUUCAGCGUUAAGGUAUGAUUUCCUUACCAGUGAAAUAAAUCGAUGUGUGUAGGAGCAACAAGAGCCCGAUCCAACCUUCCGAACCGUGCCGAAUCCGAAUCCCGAAGAAGGACUGCGGGUUUUGAAGCUUUGCCUCGAGGAAGCGGAUCGAAAUGGAAGUCAAGUGCUACUGGUCAAUGAUCCGGACGCUGAUCGCAUCCAGGUGGCUGAGAAGCAAGAGGAGUAGGGGUUUUUAUUUUCCACGAGCCUUUUAUUUUAUCUUUGAGUGAAAUUAACCGGCUCUGUGUUUUUAGCGGCUCGUGGCGCGCUUUCACAGGCAACGAGAUGGGCGUUAUCCUCACCGAAUGGACAUGGCGCCAUUGGAGCGCUGAGAAUCCCACGGCCAACUUUAGCGAUGUGUACGUCCUCAACAGUGCGGUGUCUUCGCAAUUCGCCAAGACGAUGGCGUCGAAGGAGGGAUUCAAACAGGACGUCGCGCUAACCGGCUUCAAGUGGAUCGGAAAUCUGGCGGACAAAAAGAGGAAGGAAGGCAGGUUUCAAUCACUCUUUUGAGCUCCGAUAGGACGAAUGUUUCCGGAAACUAACGAUUGUUCGAUGAUUUUUAGGCAAAACUGUGAUUCUCGGCUGGGAAGAAUCGAUUGGCUACAUGCCGGGAUGCACCCUGGACAAGGACGGGGUUUCCGUAGCAGCCAUCUUUGCGGAAAUAGCGAACGACCUUUGGACGAAGAGGAAGACUCGACUCAGCGACGAAUUGUUCGAAUUGUUCAAGAAGUAUGGGUACCACGUGACCCGGAAUUCUUAUUGGAUCGUACCGGAGAAAAGUGUGACCGCCAAGAUCUUCGAGACGGUCAGCUAUAAUCCGCCAGCUACCAUCAAUGGAGUGAAAGUGGUCGACGUCCGAGACUUGACUGUGUACAAUACGACAAAAGGCGCGGUAUGUGGGGGUAGAGUGGUGUAAAAAUUUGAGAUCGUAAGCGGCCGGUCGUUUUAUCGGAUGACCCGCCAGAUGAAUGGUUAUGGUGAAGUGAACGGGGCAAAUUUUGAAAAAAAAUAGAUUUUUGAAAUUUUGUACAGGGUGGGCCACUCGACACUGACAGGUUGUUUCUUUGAAUUUCUCCGCGGAGAGUGCGCCGAUUUUCCUAAAAUUUAUGCUUUUCUGGAGCUGAGACCCGCCAUUUUUAACUGAUUGAAUUUCAAAAACAAAAUUUUUUUUGAAUUGGCCUUUCUAUGCCUUCCCAAAGUUUUGAAAAAUUAUUUUCGUGCCAACCGCUAAAAUUUUUGGGAUGAUUUUCAGUUGUCUUUCUCGGACUUACUAGGGAAGUACUCCAAGUGCGACGCUUAGAUUUUGAUGAAACUUGGCGCAAAUUUAAAAUAAUUUUUUCUAAGGUAUAUGCGAGAAUCCUAGCUCGCGCUUUGCAGAAACAACCGAGAUUUUUACAAGGAAAGUACUUUUAUGGGGGCUCCUACUUUUUGACGGGACAUAUCUCAAAAAAUCAGAAAAAAUGUGCUGAUCAAGGAUAUAUAAAUCUUAGCUGCCCAUUUUAGGUUUUUAUGGUUGAAAAUGCCCAAAAAUUGGCUUAAUUUCCCUACAAAAGGCGCAGGCAAUCGAAACGAUAAAAAGCGCGCUCGGUCUCUUCCUUCGGAAGAGAGCGGUGUGGCCGAGUGGUUAGUGCCGUAGUUUGGGAAUCAAGAGGGAGGACGCCGCACGGGUUUGAUUUCCCUUUUGGGCCGAAUUAACUUUUUUUGAAGAUGAAGGUCGGAAAAAUAAAUUUUUGGGCCAAGACUGAUUUAUUACGUCUUAGAAACUCAUUAAACAUCAUUUUAAGCCAGAAUAAAAAUUGUAAACCUGUGAAAAAUUAAGCGAAAAGGGGUUCAUAUAGGACUUUAAGUCAACUUCCGAUUGAGUUUUCACCCCUAAAAACCUAAAAUGGGCAGCUAAGAUUUAUAUAUCCUUGAUCAGCACAUUUUUUCUGAUUUUUUGAGAUAUGUCCCGUCAAAAAGUAGGAGCCCCCAUAAAAGUACUUUCCUUGUUAGAUCGAAAGUCGGCGAAAAUUUUUUUUUUGACUCUUUGCCGAAUUUCGGCACGAAAAGUUUCAUGUCUAUUUCAACCGUAAAGGAUAAUGUUUCUACAAAAAAUCAAAUUUUUCCGCACCAAGCUAACAAAGUUAUGGCCAAAAAACGCUUUUCUCUCUGACCGCUCUCCACGUUUAGUGUGCUCUCUCGGCGGCAAAAAUCGUUCGAUAUCUACGCGGCGCUUGCAAAGCGCGAGCUAAAACUUUCGGGAAUUCAUGUUUAGCCCAUACCCGACGUGUGUGCAAAAUUUAAAGAAAAUCUGAGCGUCUCACUUGGAGUACUUCCCCUGUAAGUUUUAGCGGUUUCGGCUUGAAAAUAAUUUUUCAAAACUUUGGGAAGGCAUGGAAAGGUCAGUUUAAAAUAUAUAUUUUUGAAAUUCAGUCGGUUGAAAAUGGCGGGUCUCAGCUACAGAAAAAUCUAAAUUUUAGAAGUAGUUUUUUCUCCGCGGAGCCUCCGCGGAGAAGUUCAAAGAAACAACUUGUCAGUUUCGAGUGGCCCACCCUGUAGAGAAAAAAGGUUGGAGAGAAAAAAUACUCUUUAUGUGGUUUAUACCAUGCAUUCUAUGCAUCGCAAAGCCUGUUGAAAAAUGUCUAAAUUGUUCCAGACACUUCCCCCUUCUGCCAGCUCUCCCAUGAUCACGUACACCCUGGAAACUGGGUCCAUCAUCACUCUGCGCGCGUCCGGCACAGAACCGAAGGUGAAGUAUUACAUUGAGCUGAUUACUGAGCCCGGAAUCGACCGGAAAGACGUUUCAUCAGUGGUCGAAAAACUCGACAAACUGGAAACCGCUGUGGUCAAGGAGCUCCUUCGUCCUGAGGAGUUCAAAUUAAUUGCGAGAGAGAAGUAA